Chaetomium fimeti is the source of this 726-nucleotide messenger RNA. RefSeq lists its product as uncharacterized. The transcript has a single exon. Lineage: Eukaryota; Fungi; Ascomycota; Sordariomycetes; Sordariales; Chaetomiaceae. Bases 1 to 726 code for a protein of 241 amino acids. The record is from RefSeq and is a predicted model, not a curated record.
AUGUCCCCCGUAACCGAAUUCGCCCUCCUCCACCUCACCACCAAACCGCCCCCCCACGACACCAACACCACCAACACCAACCCCCUCCCCACCCCCCUCCGCGAAACCCUCACCACCGCCAUGCGCGUCCAAGACGACUGGCACGCGACGGCGUUCCCCAACCUCCCGUCCUCGUCCGCCGACCGCGCCGCCGUGUGGUUCUCACAGGUCGAGGACCCGGCCUGGCUGCUGACCACGGCGCGGUGGCCGUCGGUGGCGGCGCACUGGGACUGGAUUCGCAGCGCGGCGAACGAGCGGGUCAUGGGCGAGCUGGGGCCGAGUAUUGUGGCGGGGGAGACGGUUUUGUUUCAUGUGGCUGGGGGGAUAUUUGGGAAGGGUAGGGGUGGUACUGGUGAUGGUGGGCUGGGUUCGUUGCUGGAGAGUCCGGUUAUCAGUGUGCGGAGGAUCUUUGUGAAGAGGGUGGAUAGAGCGGCUUUCGAGGCCAAGUUUGAGGAGGUGAGGGGGAUACUGGAGGGGUAUGCCCGGCCUCAUCUGGUUCGGUUCGGGUGGCGGGAGGAUGUGGAGGACGGAGAGGAUGAGGAUGAGUUCGUGCUUGUGUGUGGCGGGGACAGCGUCGACCAGCACUUUGCGUUUGCCGAGUCCGAAGGGUUCGCCAGGUACGGUGAGCUCCGGGAGUUGAUUGCGCGGGUCGAUCUGAAGCACUAUAAGCCGUUGUCGCUGGAAUAG